Molecule: messenger RNA, 791 nt
Organism: Rhipicephalus microplus (southern cattle tick)
Lineage: Eukaryota; Metazoa; Arthropoda; Arachnida; Ixodida; Ixodidae
Biological process (GO): symbiont-mediated perturbation of host defenses
Molecular function (GO): amine binding
Source: RefSeq, a predicted model, not a curated record
CAACAUGGCUUUUUCCACUCCGAGCAAUGAGAGCCAGCAAUUCCUGGACAUCGGCUGUGGCACGGGAGACUUCACACUAGAAUGCAUUUUGCCCACAUGCAAUCCACGUAGGAGGAUUGUGGUAAUCGAUUACUCGGAAAGCAUGCUCAAGCACGCCAGGGAGAAUCAUUCAAGCGAGAAUAUUUUAUACGAAUACCUGGAUAUUAACAACGACGUUGUGGGCUUCUUGAAAAAGAACGGUACAUUCCAGCGGGUGUACUCCUUCAAGACUCUGCAGUGGUCACAAGACCUGCGCUGUGCUUUGAGCAAUAUCGCUGAUCUGCUCUUGCCUGGUGGCGAGUGUCUCCUGUACUUCUUCGCUAGGAACUUCUUAAAGGAAUCCUUCAAGCACUUGAGCCGUAUGAAGCGUUGGUCCAAAUAUGUCGAUGUGCUUCUAGGAGGCAUACCACAGAGUCACGACAUAAUCGACCCAAAGGGGCAGCAUGGGUACCUGUCUGCAGCCCUCUCCUCGGCAGGCCUCAUUCCUUACACCGCCGAAGUGCUAGUCAGUCCCCAUAUAGCAGGAAUACCAGGUGCUUCUUAUGAAGGAUUUUUUGAGAUAGCAAACCUAAGCUACUCACCCCUAAGUGAAAAUGAGAAGUCCGACUUCCUGGAAACGCUGUCGACCCACCUACCCGACUGGCAAAACCUGUACCGCAAGAAAAGUGGCCCAGUAAUGUGGUCUGCGUUCCUUGUCCACGCGAGAAAGCCCGAGACGUCCUGACAUCUGCAAUAAAAUAAAAGGCGACGCU